AUGGAGGUCGAUUCGGACGCGCCCUCCCACAAACGUCUCCGUUUGGACUCGGUCACCCCAACCACAACUACGUAUAACGGCCUUCCCUUCCCUCCUCACACGCAGCCUCACUCUCAACCUAACCCUCCGCUUCGACAUCAUUCCGUCACGGCCUCUCCGACCACUCGCCAGUACCCUGCCCAUAGCUUGCCGCCGCCGCCACCGCCGCCGCCUGCUCCAUCACAAUCCUAUCCUCCACCGCAUUCGCAAGGUCCUCCACCAGCACAUCAUCAACAACAGCAACAACAACACCAUCAACAACACCAUCAACAGCAACACCCUCCUCCUCCUCCUCCAGGACCUUCCCCAGGAUCCUACCAGCCUCCCGCACCCUCGCCGUCCCUCCCUCCCACCGAUCUGCGCUCCUAUCAGGAUCCCAGGACUAUACCAUCGCCGGGCCAGCGCACCCAUGGCGCUCCUCCGGUGACACAUCCUAACAGAACCCCAACAGUUGCCCAGGAUUCUAUCAACGACUACUCCUCGCGUCCAGGUGUCACCCCUCGCUCUUCUGCGCCCGAUAUCCCAAGCUCGCGCCCAGCGAGCGUUGAAACGAAACCACCGGUAAUGGAUCAUGGCAAUCACCAAGCACAAUGGUCGACACCAGACCACCGCCCCAGCGUAACCUAUAGCAAUGGUUACCCAGCCCCCGCAGUCGUGAGCCCUCCACACCCACAUGAUCAGCAAUUUCAUACCCCACCUCUUCCUCAAGCCCAGCACUAUGGCCAGCCAGUACAGGCCUAUACGCCGGGUCCCUACAUGCCAGGCCCUUCUGGGCAGUAUGCUGGACAAGGUCAGAUCAGGCGCAAGCAGGUUCGAGCUACACAAGCUUGCAACCACUGUCGUUCGCGUAAACAGAAGUGUGACGAGGCAAGGCCGUGCCAGUUUUGCCGGGAGAACAACUUCGACUGCCAGUAUAAGGAUGUCCCACCACCAAAGCAGGACAGGAGUAUGAUGCAGCUUCAAGAUAGUGUGAGCAGCAUCUCGUCGACACUCGAGAAGUUCAUUGAGAGAUUCGGCGCCUUUGAACGAGCAGUAGAGACUCGACUUCAAGGACAAACAUUCAAGCAAGACGACCAGAUGUCGAUGUUAUCUCAUCCUUCCCCAGAACAAAGCUACGGAAUGCGGGCAUCCUUCAGCCAUCCAGGUGGUACGAGAAUGCCAACGCCAGUGCAGGGACGAGGGCAGCUGCACAGAGUUAAUAGCAUGAAGACCGAGUCUCCAGUCGUGGCUAAUUCCAACAUGUCUCCUAUAGCUGCACAUGCGUCGACCCCCAUUAAACAGGAAGCUAUGCUUGCUGCUCCGCAGCCCCCGGCCACUCCAGCGGACAGCGUGAGAACCGACCAAACGAGCACCGCACAAGACAACAAGGAAAAGACGGGUUUGCAGGGGGAUCACACCACUCCAGCCCACCAGCUGCUCUACGACUGGACCUCGAUGAAGGAGUUUUGUGAUGGAGUUGAAACUAUCACAAAGCUCAAAAACGCGGGCUACAAGGUCUAUGACUAUCCAAUGCAAUUGGAACGAUCGCGUGGUCUCGUCCGUGUCUGGGGUGUAGGCGAGGGUCUUGAUCAGAAUGACGGGGCCCAGGGUCCAGGAAGCCCCGACAGUCACGAGUCUGGAGACUCACCCUCUCCAGCAUCUGGCGGCGAGGGCCUUUGGGGCCCAGUUGAGCCGUCAAGUCCCAGCACAAUGAGCGCUGAUUCCGACAAAUCGGACGACAGACUUCCCGGUGGUUUGGAUGCUGAUGGCCGUUUGAAGCUUGACUCCGAGACGUUGAACAGGCUUCUCAACUCCUAUCACACACAUAUCCAUACUCUCCAUCCAUUUCUGAAUCCGAGCAAAUUGAGGAGAAUGGUCAAGGAAUUUGGGAACAUGUAUAGCCCUGACGCAAAGCCUGGCAAUGCACACUCCCCUAAUUCCGCAGCGCACGCAGGAUUGAAGAGGAAGCGAUCAGGAAGUACUUUCCUUGAUCCUCAUUCGGCGAACAGAGAAAGGUCGCCCGAUAUGAUCGAAAAGUCUUUGAGGAAUGCCAUUGUUCUCCUCAUCCUUGCCUUGGGCAAGGUCUCGGAAUACCAGGGCCCAUUGCCCGCGCCUAUUCCCGAUAAAGACCCUAUCACUAACGUGUAUGGCGUUAAAGAUUCGCCUAACAACAGUUUCAGCAAUUGCGGAACGGAUUCGCGCAAGAGAAAUAUUGACAUUCUUCCGGGCAUGGCCUAUUUCAGCUAUGCGACUGAUAUCCUUGGCAACCAACAGGGGGGCAAUACUGUAGCGCAUGCACAGGCCAUGGUUCUCGCUGCUCUGUACCUGGCCCAGUACGCACGAGUUCUCGAAAGUUGGAGUUGGAUCAACAACGCCUGCAGAGUCUGUUUGGUGCUGAUUAAAGCCGACAUGUCAAAGAUCAACCGUUCGAACGUUAUAGGCCCGAUGAACCAGGCGAACAUGCCACAACAGCCGCAGCUGCCACAACAAGAGCUCUUCCGACUGAACUUGGUAAAAUGCAUCUACUGGACAUGCUUGCAGCUCGAAACCGAUAUUCUAGCGGAGAUGAGCAAUCUUCCUCCUACUGAUGUUUCCAAGUACCAGGAAGACGUCUCAUACCCGUCGGGCGUCUUCGAGAAACUCCCAGAAGACAUGCCAUACAACGAAGGAACUCAUCAUGAGAAGACAAUGUGGAUAUAUUCCAGCCAGAUUCACUUGCGCGUUAUCCUGAACGAAGCGCAUAAUACUCUAUACGGCAACGGCGGCCGGAACAGGCCCAGCUUGGAUGCAAAUAACCUGAAAGAAGUAGCCGUCAAGGCAACCGUGCACGCGGAGAUUCUGAGGAGCUGGAGAUUGCUGCUUCCCCCAGAUCUAAUCUGGGAUGACGAGGACCCCCCAUCAGAGGACUUGAAUAUUGCACGACUACGCGCAAAGUUCUACGGAGGUCUUUAUAUGAUUUUGAGGCCGUUCUUGGACAUGGCUGUUCACGAGAUGGAGCUGCCACCAGGCCCACCGAGAUCUUCUUCAGUAUGGUCAUCACAGACCAACUCGCCAGCGAUGGCCAACGACUCAGUAGCAACGCCUACGACCCAACAUUCGAACAGGGCCAGUUUCGUGGAUUUGACUCCCGAACAGAGCGAAAUCUUGAAAGUAGCAGGAGAGUGCGUUCAAAGCGCAAUGCGCAGCACAAUUGCGUUCGACCGUGUUGGCGCGGAUCCAAACACGCCUUACAACGAAUACUAUGAUACGCCAAAACGUCGUCUCAUUCUUACGAACAUCUUUGGUACAUUACAUGCUCAGUUCGGAAACAUGAUAGUACUCGCAGCAGUGUAUAAGAACGAAAAGCUUCGACAGCAUUUGCCAGCCAACACGCAGUUCACAAAGCGCACGCUGAGUCUACUGUUCAGGCGGACCAUACUCAUGCUCAAAGAAGUUAAACCCAAUUCACCAGUGCUCAGCGUCGACGCCGAUAUCCUGGAAAACGUGCAGCGCAUUUUACGACUCGAUUGUUGUUAG
This is a messenger RNA of Aaosphaeria arxii CBS 175.79, 3534 nucleotides long. RefSeq lists its product as uncharacterized. The record is from RefSeq and is a predicted model, not a curated record. Gene Ontology annotation, biological process: regulation of DNA-templated transcription. Gene Ontology annotation, molecular function: zinc ion binding; DNA-binding transcription factor activity, RNA polymerase II-specific. NCBI's taxonomy places the organism in Eukaryota, Fungi, Ascomycota, Dothideomycetes, Pleosporales. The transcript is spliced from 5 exons. The coding region runs from base 1 to 3534 and encodes 1177 amino acids.